AAUAUGCCGAGUGCAUCGCAAACCUUUAGCUGCGUUAAUAUUAUCUCUUUUCUGGUGUGUGUAUCUCUCUUUUCAUUUGCGGAAAUAAACAAUGUCAUCUUUCAUAUCGCGACUCACGUCUCGUUUCAGAAAAAAUAUUCAUCAAUUCACAACAAAGGAUAUUGAACCAGUUGCAUGCGUUCGAAGUCUAAGUUCCGAGAGAGUUCCCGUUCCCGGCAUCAGGUUAAUUGACAGUGACCGUCAAGAACCGGGAUUAUCACCUUCAACCAUGUCGAGCCUGGAACGAGAUCAAUUAGGAUUACGUGGUCCAGGAGAUUCAACAACAUCGAGUCUCAUCAGGGGAAUUGAUCACAUCAAAAAUCCACAACUAAACAAGGGAAUGGCUUUCUCGAUCGAGGAGAGGCAGACCCUUGGAAUCCAUGGACUUCUUCCAGCAGCCGUUAAAACUCAGGAUGAACAAUUGAAACUUUGUAAAUUGAAUCUUGAUCGUUAUCCAGACGAUCUUUCUAAAUAUAUUUAUCUUUCAAGUCUAAUGGAUCGAAAUGAGAAGCUAUUUUACCGUUUAUUAGGCGAAGAUGUGGAGAAAAUGAUGCCUUUAGUUUACACGCCAACCGUUGGACUUGCUUGUCAAAAAUUUGGUUUAAUUUAUCGUCGACCUAAAGGACUAUUUAUCAGUAUCCACGACAAGGGACACGUGUACGAUGUGUUGAAAAAUUGGCCAGAACACGACGUCAGGGCGGUUGUUGUUACCGAUGGCGAACGAAUUCUCGGCCUUGGCGAUUUGGGCGCCCAUGGAAUGGGAAUUCCCAUUGGGAAAUUAUCGCUUUACACUGCUUUAGCUGGAAUUAAACCUCAUCAAUGUUUACCUGUCACGUUAGAUGUGGGAACAAAUACUCAGUCAUUACUCGAUGAUGAACUUUACAUCGGUCACAGACACAAGCGUAUUACUGGUGAAGAGUAUGACGAAUUUAUUGACGAAUUCAUGAAAGCAGUUGUGAAGCGUUACGGUCAAAAUACAUUAAUUCAAUUCGAAGACUUUGGAAAUUCAAAUGCCUUUAGAUUAUUAAUCAAAUAUCGUGAUCACUAUUGUACUUUUAACGACGAUAUUCAAGGAACUGCUGCCGUCGCUGUGGCCGGACUUAUCGCGUCUCUAAGAAUAACCGGGACGAAAUUGUCGGAAAAUACAAUUGUCUUUCAAGGCGCAGGAGAGGCCGCCUUGGGAAUUGCCAGUCUUUGUGUAAUGGCGAUGAAGGGCGAAGGAGUGAGCGAAGAUGAAGCGAAGAAUAAAAUCUGGAUGGUGGAUUCGAAAGGUCUUAUUGUAAAAGAUCGUCCGAGUGGAGGUCUCACUGUACAUAAAUUGAAAUUUGCCCGUGACAAUGAACCAAUCUCAACUCUGGCUGAAGUUGUGAAUGUUGCAAAGCCAACCGUUUUGAUUGGCGCCGCAGCAAUUGGCGGUGCAUUUACCGAAGAAAUUCUAAAAACAAUGGGGAACAAUAAUGAUAGACCUGUUAUUUUCGCUCUCAGCAAUCCCACCAGUAAAGCAGAGUGUACUGCCGAGGAUGCCUACAAACACACUCAGGGAAGAUGUAUUUUCGCCAGUGGCUCUCCUUUCCCACCAGUAGAAUACAAUGGCAAAACGUAUCACCCCGGACAGGGAAACAACAGUUACAUUUUCCCUGGAAUAGCUCUUGCUGUAAUUUGCGCCGGUAUGAAGACAAUUCCUGAGGAAACUUUCUUGAAUUCUGCAUGUAGUCUCGCAGAAUUAGUUACAGACAAAGAUCUGGAAAGUGGCAAUGUCUAUCCUCCUCUAGACGAUAUUAAAAAAUGCUCUCUUAGAAUUGCGGUUAAUUUGAUGGAAUACGCGUAUCGAAAAUCUUUAGCAUCUGUACAUCCUGAACCAAAAGAUUACGAAGAAUUUAUCAAGGCACAAUUGUAUGACACCAGUUACACAUCAUCGAUACCUGCAAUUUAUCCUUGGCCGAAAUUUUAAACAAAGAUAUUUAUCUCAUUUAUUAUGUUACUUGAUGUAACAUUUUGUGAUUGAAAGCCUGACUAUUAUGACGACUGAAUUUCGAUGGUGUUUUUUUGGUAUCGUAUUUCCUGUUGAGCAGGCAGUUACGAGUCGGUAUUUGCGAUGAAUAUUUAUUUACAAAGAAAAAAAAGAAUUUUUAUUGUCAAUGUUUCAGAUAAAAGAAAGACUCGUUCUUUUAACUAGUUAAUUUUUACACACAAUUAUAAACUUUAAGUCAUUUUUUAAAAAAGGUCUGUUUAAUACUUCAAAACAACUGUUUAGAUUUUACAAUAUUGUAAUGAGAACUUCAAUUUUAUAUAGGUUGCAAUAAAUAAACAAUAAUUACUGUUAUUAUUUAACAUUAAA
Messenger RNA from Leptopilina heterotoma, 2377 nucleotides. It is a transcript of the gene Men, whose product is annotated as NADP-dependent malic enzyme. Lineage: Eukaryota; Metazoa; Arthropoda; Insecta; Hymenoptera; Figitidae. The transcript has 8 exons. Bases 92 to 1990 code for a protein of 632 amino acids. Gene Ontology annotation, biological process: malate metabolic process; pyruvate metabolic process. The record is from RefSeq and is a predicted model, not a curated record. Gene Ontology annotation, cellular component: mitochondrion. Gene Ontology annotation, molecular function: malate dehydrogenase (decarboxylating) (NADP+) activity; NAD binding; malate dehydrogenase (decarboxylating) (NAD+) activity.